UGGGGCCACCCGCUGCUCCACCACAACAAGCUGCUCGUGUAUCCGCGCUACUGGACGGUGUGUGAGCGGUGCCACAACACGGGCUACAAGCACGCACAGGCCUCGUCGCCGUGCGGCCGCUGCUGGCGCAAGUUCGGCCGCGAGUACGCCGGCGCGCUGCGCGCGGCCUACGAGCGGCCCGGCAGCUCGACGGACCUCACGGGUGUGCACCUGCAGCGCCCGUUGGAGCGUGUGCCCAACACGGCGCCGUUCCCGACGUACGUGAGCGCGCCUGCGGCGCCUAGGCCGGCGGCCCCUGCGCCUGCCGUCUUUGACGAGGAUCGGUACAGUGACGCGCCGCCGCACUACGCCGUGGUCGCCCAGGCCGCGCCGGGCCAGCUCCUGCCGCAGCAGACGUACCCCGGCGCCGGCGCUGGGCCGGCGCCGGCGUGGGGCACGCCGGCGCCCGGCGCCCACCGCGUCGGGCCGACGGUCGACUGGUACGGGAUGCGGCCGCCGCCUGGCGCGGUGGUCGUGAUGCCGGGCGAUCCGCGCAUCGGCGGCGUCCUGUGCCCCCAGUGUGGGGGCUCCGGCACGCGGGACGACCUGCUGUCGUUCUUCCUGGGCGACACGGAGUGCGAGCGGUGCAGCGGUGCGGGGCGCGUCACGCGGUGA
Molecule: messenger RNA, 654 nt
Organism: Malassezia sympodialis ATCC 42132
Lineage: Eukaryota; Fungi; Basidiomycota; Malasseziomycetes; Malasseziales; Malasseziaceae
Source: the annotation of a RefSeq genome assembly